This is a messenger RNA of Postia placenta MAD-698-R-SB12, 321 nucleotides long. RefSeq lists its product as hypothetical. The transcript has a single exon. The annotation marks the transcript as partial. Lineage: Eukaryota; Fungi; Basidiomycota; Agaricomycetes; Polyporales; Adustoporiaceae. The record is from RefSeq and is a predicted model, not a curated record.
AAUAACCUACACCCGACAACAAUCGAUAUUCUAGCUCUUCAAGAACCCUACAUCGACCACCUUCGAAACACCCGCGCCGGCCGCUACUGGACAGUAGUCUACCCGCCCGGUCACAAAGACGGAGACAAGCCCGCGCGAUCAAUUCUCCUGGUAAAUAAUCAGACUAUGUCUUCCAACACCUGGGAGCCUAUACCUGUUUUGUCUAACGAUCUAACUGCUAUCCGCGUCACCACUGACACUGACACCCUGUAUAUGUACAACAUAUACAAUGACCAGAAACACUCUGACACCCUGCAUCUACUUGCAACGGAGACCAAGAAG